UUUGGGAGUCUGGAAAGAGGACUAGAUAAAGUCAUUACAAUGUUGACACCAAGCAAGCGUAAAGGUUGUACAAGAGAUGGACCCAGAAAACUCAGGGCCCAUUAUAACGUAACAAUGACCACUUUACUGAAUCCUGACCAUAUACUCAAUGAGCUGACCAGAGUUCUUCCAAUGAAGAAUGUGGAUUAUGUCCAGAAGGGGUAUACCCUAAAAUGCAAAACACAGUCUGACUUUGGAAAAGUUACCAUGCAGUUUGAACUGGAGGUGUGCCAGCUGAACAAGCCGGAUGUAGUGGGGAUUAGAAGACAACGUCUUAAAGGAGAUGCUUGGGUUUACAAGAGACUUGUGGAAGACAUUUUAUCGAGCUGCAGGAUGUAA
Staurois parvus is the source of this 378-nucleotide messenger RNA. The record is from the annotation of a GenBank genome assembly. Lineage: Eukaryota; Metazoa; Chordata; Amphibia; Anura; Ranidae.